Anopheles stephensi (Asian malaria mosquito) is the source of this 5812-nucleotide messenger RNA. RefSeq lists its product as uncharacterized. Gene Ontology annotation, biological process: mRNA export from nucleus. The record is from RefSeq and is a predicted model, not a curated record. Gene Ontology annotation, cellular component: nucleus; transcription export complex 2; cytoplasm. The transcript is spliced from 4 exons. Bases 140 to 5323 code for a protein of 1727 amino acids. Lineage: Eukaryota; Metazoa; Arthropoda; Insecta; Diptera; Culicidae. Gene Ontology annotation, molecular function: RNA binding.
UGGCCCACCUCCCAUAUGUGCGCCAGAAAUCAAAACAACCAAUGCAAGCCGGCCCAAAAGAAGCGUGUUUUUGUAAAAGAAAAACUAAGAAAUAAUAGAAAUAGUGUUGUGCGUGUGCUGUGCUAAUACCACUAUCGCGAUGGCCACGAACGGAAUAAAUGAAACACGCACUUCAAUCACCUGCGAAAACAUUCCGGAACUGUUUCUGGACAAGCUGGUCGCAAAGUCGCACUUUAGCCGGUUUGGCAAAAUCAAGCGCUUCAUACUGCGGCCCAGCCGGCAUGCUUGUACGGUUGAGUAUGAGGAUCCGGAGUCGGCACUGAAGGCCCUGGAACGGGGUGGCGAGUACAAGAACCAGACGUUCAGCAUCACUUGGACGGACCUGAAACCUGCAUCGUUCGGCGACAACGGGAAAGUAGGCGCAUCGCCCAUCGAUUUGGAGGUGCAGAUGGAGCUGGAAGCAAUCGACCAUACGCGUGGUGCACCUUCGCAAAAUGUGUUGGCGUUUUACAAAAAUGCAGAACGUCCCGCGCUCGUCACCGCCAACAACCGUCCAUCCCUUCCUAAACCCGCAUUACCUCCCGCCGUGCGUACCGAGGUAGAUCCGAAAAUUAAACAAGCGCGUGCUGAGCUCGAAACGUUAGCCCGCAAGCCAGCGUUUUCGGCGGAAGAACGGUGCCGAGUGCUGGAGGCCAAGGAUCGCUACAUUCGGCUCACAACGGAACGCACGACCGACAUUAAGAAGGCGAAAAACAUCGAGGGAACGUGCCCGGACAUGUGUCCGGAAAAGGAGCGCUAUUUGCGUGAGUGGAAGUGUAUGGUGCCGUCGUACGAAAAGCAGCUCGGCGGUGGCAGUCAGAUCGAUCACGUGAAAGCCAUCAAACAGUACUCUCGCAGUUCGGCCGAUCAGGAACUUCCCUUGCCGCACGAGCUGCGAUCGCAACACGCUUUGGGGCGUACGAUGCACUUUUUGCUUACGAAUCUGGCAGAUGUGUGUGACGAUGAGGAAGCUGAGGGUGGGGGCAAUGUAAGCGAUUGGUUCCACUACAUCUGGGACCGGACGCGCGGAAUCCGGAAAGACAUUACGCAGCAAGAUCUUUGCUCACCGACCGUUGUGGAGCUGGUGGAGCAGUGUACUCGCUUCCACAUACAUUGUGCGGCCCGUCUCGUUUCCGAGGAUCCUUCCGUGUUUGAUCAGAAAAUCAACACCGAAAACAUGACGAAAUGUCUGCAGACGCUGAAGUAUAUGUAUACCGAUCUUGCCCAACGCGGACAGCGCUGCCCAUCGGAAGCGGAGUUCCGAGCGUAUAUGGUGCUGCUGUAUCUGAACGAUGGCAACUUCCUGUGGGAGCUGCGGCAGCUGCCGGAGGCAAUCAUCCACUCGAACGAAAUCCAGUUUGCGCUCUCGGUGUACUUCGCGCUGGAGGAAAACAAUUUCGUGCGAUUUUUCCAGCUCGUUCGCUCGACCACCUACAUGAACGCGUGCAUCUUGCUCCGGUACUUCACCCAGGUCCGACAGAAAGCGAUCGACAUCCUGCGGAAAGCGUACGCGGUCCGUUCGACGGCUACCUUCUCGCUGGAGUACAUGACGAGCAUCCUUGGCUUCGAGGACCAGGAAGAGGCGGACGCUUUCUUCGAUCAUUACGGAAUUGUGGUGGACGAAACGACCGAUAUGGUGAUCUUUGAGCCGCGGCAGUUGAAUUUCUACAAACCGGAUGUUCCUUUUCGCACGACCCGUGCGGUGAAGCUGGUUGAGAGCAAACGCACCGUAUCGAUCGGUGAAGCCAUCUGUGGACGUCCUCUAGAGGAGUUCGAAAAACAGCUCUCAGCGGUACAGCGUCCAAUGGACAGUUUCGAUGCGAACGGAUGCCUGAAAGAGCAGGUGCUGGAGAAGGUGUUUGUGGACCGAAAAGAAACCGAGGAGAAUGCAACACCGCCACCGAAACCUUUCCUUAAAGACGCACAACCUUCUGCUCAUUCGAUCGAGGAAGACAAGGUAGACAGCUCGACGUUCAACGCACCACGCGAUGAAACAAUGUCGGACGAUAGAAUCUUCAAAGUGCCUUCACCCACAAUCGUUGUGCCGCGGGUUUCUCCUCGAGCACGGACACCUCCAACGAAGCCCGUUCCCCCAUCGCCAUUUGCCGUGGAACCACCCGUGUUUGGAACGAGCGAACCCAAACCGCCCGCUGCAGAAACGUCCAUCUUCAAAAUAGCGACAGCACCACCACCAGCAUUUCCCGCAUUUCCCGCCACCGGUUUUGGAAAAAGUAUUUUCGGAAAUGUUAAUCCUCCCUCGACAACACCCACCGCUGAUGGGGCUAAUUUGUUCAGCACGCUUUCAUCCAAUUCAGCUUUGUCCGGGGGUAGCAUUUUUAGUCAAACUACUGCCAGUAAGCCAACGGUCGCAAGUAAAAGCAACAUAUUCGAUCAACCCAGCAACACCACGCUACAGUUCGCCAGUCCACCGACGAUAGUCCCCACCGGACAAACGUUCUUCCAAGCGGCCAAGGAAACGUCGUUAUUAAAACCACAAACACCAUCAGCUGCAUCAUCGUCGUCGGCGUCCUUGUUUCAGCCUAAACUUGGAGGAUUCUCCCAAUCACCAUCGCCAUUCGGUGGCGAAUCGUUAUCCAGCGCCGGCAAUCCUUUCGGACAAAGGACGAAUUUAUUUGAGAAAGCAUCCACCAUGCCUUCUCCGGCAGUGCCCGCUGCUUCAACGCCUGCAAUUUCCGGAGGUUUCUUCCAACAGCCUCUUAAAGAAAAGAUGGAAAAUAAGGAGCAACCUAGCAUGGCGCUUCCCGUUCCGAAAGACCUCGACCAAGCGGCUGAACUCGAAAAGCAGAAACAGGAGAAACUUAAGCGAGAGGAAGAAGAGAAAAGAAGAAGGCAAGAGCAGCGUGAAGAGGAGCGCCGAAAGGCAAUCGAAAAGGCAAGUGCGGCGGAGUUGGAAAAGCUGCUCGAUGCCGUUGUGCAGGAGAUCGUUCCCGAUAUUGCAGAUACGGCGCUGACGCGACACAAGCGCCUGCAGCAAUAUCCACACGAGCUGUUCGACGAGCUGUCGGAUGAGAUACUGCGAAGCCUUCUGCCGACCAUUGCCAAACAGGAGAACGAGCGAAUGGAGCGCAUAAAAUCGGCCCGAGCAUGGAAGCUGAGCGUCAAGUACUUUCACCGCUGGCACCGACACGCCCAAAGUGCGGCCCGAUGGCGUCGGUUGAUGCGAACCGUACCACCGUCGUUUGUGAAUGGAUCGAUUGGGAUCGAUCAGCUGCCACGCUGCGAUCGAUUGCGACCAUUUUUAAAUGCUCGCUUUACGGCGGGCACGAAACGGAGCGCGGAUGAGGUGUUGCAGGAUCGAUCGGUCCGGCGCGAAGUGUUUCUGUUUGAUGCUUUUCCCGAGCGACAGCUGAUCGAUCCGUUCGUGCAGCUGGAAGGUAUGAUUCAUCAGUUGCAGACACUCGCUCCAACGCGAUUGGUCGGGCUUGCGGGACCAAUAUGCUGGAAGCUGGUAAUAUCGGUACCGGCGGAAGGUGAGGAAGGAUCGGCCGGCUUUCCGAGCUUCGUACAUCGAUGGCUGAAGUGCUGCGCGUUCCGGAAGGACGAACGAAACAUGAAUCAUCCUUACUUCUAUCUGGCGGCAAGGGCACCACCUUCAAAGCAGCAUGUAAGACAGAGCGCGAACAGCGCAGCGGACGUGAGCAAGGAACAGCGAGCGAUCUGUAUGCGAUUACUCAAAGGAAAAUCGUUAGCAAGUGAGAAGGACACAGAAAGCUCCCGAGCGUGUAAGCUGAGUGAUGGGCUACUAUUUUUCCUGAGCGAUCGCUGUCAAGUGGAGGAAGCCCGCAAGCGGUUAACCAACAUCCUCGCCGAGUCGGGCAGUGAGGGGCCAAGCGUGGCAGUUAUGCUGUACAGUCCAAACAGUGCUGAUGCAGGCACCGUUUCGGUGGAUGAUCUAGAAAAACGAUUAGGAUUGGUUGUUGGAGUGGUGAAACGGUGGCGUGUGUUUGUUUGGAGUAAGGUAACCGAUAACGACACCCUGCGAGAGGCAAUCACCUACCUUACGAACUGUUAUCGAGCGAAUCUCCAGUUCGACUCUCCGCGUCAUUUGGAGCGGUUAGAGAUGCGCCCCCUGACGGACUUCCUGGAGUGCUGCGUUGGUUCGGAGCUGUGGUUCCGGCUGGAUAAAGCUUGCCGGAAACCAGACGGCUACACGCUAGCCGGACAGAACGGGAAUGCAAUCGUCGAGCUGUACAACUCGAUCCUCAACAAGGUACAGUCGAUGGUCGACCAGGAUUUAACGCAAUUCGUGCAGCUUCCGGAAGAGUUCGACAAACUUCGAGAUGGUUCGGGUGGGACGAAAACGGGCAAAUUUUUACCACUCUCGGAAGCGUACUUCCCUCCAGAUUGGCACAGUUCCGAACGUCGGAAGCAAAUCGUACAGCUGCUUAAAUCGCUCGAGCUUCGUCCGCUACCCAGCAGUCUAUUGCAGGCGAUCGAUCAUGUCGCGCAGCAAGCAACCACCAAAGGUGUCGCAUCGGAUGUCACGCAACUUAGAACGGAACUGACCUGCUAUCUGUCGAGCUAUCGGGUGCCGCUGGAUGAAGAUGUUCACGACUUGAGCACACUAACGCAACGAGUCGUUCAGGGCAUUGUUUCGCAGCUGGCAGGAUAUGUGCACGAGGCGGAAACACGACCAACGGGACAGAGUGUUCGCCACUGCUAUUGGAUACCGAUACUAGCGUUAGUUUCCGAGACGAUUCUGCGUGCCGUGCUAUCGAGCAGAUCACCACCGCUGGAAGUGUGUUAUCGAAGGAAUGAGUUCCUGCAGCACACCGAGACGGAUUGGUGGAAGGACCAACUGCAUCAAGUACAGCAACAAGCGCAAAAAACGUAUGAAGAAUCGCAAGCCAACGCUACUAGCUUUUCGGAUCAAUCCCGUCGAUCGAGCUUCACCACCACGACCACCUCGGACCGUAAGCGUACGCAUAAGGAGCUUUCGCAGCACAAUGACAGCUGCAUUAGUAUAGGUGACAGCAUCACAAGCUACAGUGACAGUAGCAGCUUUAGUGACAGUGUCCGCAGUGAUGGCGGCAAGAAACGGACCAAGCUAGUGAACGGUGUACCGUACAGUCAGGACAUUGUCGACGAUGUGAUUGCGCAGGGUAUGCGAGCGUUGGCCAGAGCCGAACAGAUGCUUAGCCAACGGCAGAAGACCACCUCCGAGCUGCAGCACGUGUUUAAUCCACUGGAGCAGACCAUACUGGAUGUGGAGAAAUCGUGCAGGACGCUGCAGUACCAGCACGGGAAGGGUUCGUCCAAGUGACUGUAUGAGCUGGACGAAUGACGUAGGCUUUACGGAAACAAAGGGUAAAGAUACAGCCUGAUGUCUUCAUAGUGGGUAUUGUGUACAGCGGGAGAGGGAUUUAACGGAACUUCAUCUGAGUCGGAGGACCGUCAGAUACUAGCUACGAUUGUAUAAUAUAAGAUUAAAACAAAAAACUUGUUGCCGGUUUUUUUACAAGACAAUUGAGUGUGGUAAGGGAACUCUAGGAUUAAAUUAGCUAGCGUCAACUCAUUAAUCAAGGACAAGGACUAUUUUAAUUGUGUAACUGUGGAACACUUGGUACGAGAACUCAUCAUUGGGCAUCAGUCAGAAAGUGAAACAAGAAGAAGAGAUACGUUUUGCUAAGACCCGGUCGCCGGUAAACGAGCCAUAAUGGAAAGAGGUAUCAAUGUUUUUUUUCGUUGCGCUACGUUAAGUAUUAAAUAAAUUCAACACGACAAGAUUGUAUUACACUUGCUGCAUACAGAA